AUGGCCGACCGCAAGACGGUCUGCAUUAUCGGUGCCGGCCCGUCCGGCUUGGCCGCGGCCAAGAACUUGCUCUGGGACCGCCGCGCCCGCAGCAAGUUCCGCGUCACUAUUGUCGAGAGCCAGCCGCGGAUCGGCGGCCUGUGGCCCAGCAGCCGCGGUGACAAUGGCGGCCUUGUGCACCCACUCAUGCUGGCCAACCAGAGCCGCCAUACUGUCCAGCUCAGUGGGCUGGCCUGGGAGGACGACGCACCCUCCUUUCCCCGGGCCUGGCAGAUCGGCGCCUAUCUUGAGCGGUACUUUCAGCGGUACUGUCGUGGCCCGCAGGAGAUUGGUGAUCUGGUGGUGAAGCUGAGCCAGCGUGUGGUCAGGGCCAAGCCGAUUGAUAAUGGGACGAGUGGCUGGCACGUGUGGACGCAGGCCACGGAUACGGAGGGCGGUGGUCGCGACGUGGUGGAUGCCGGCGUGUUUGACUAUCUCGUUGUGGCCAGCGGCUACUUUGGAAGUCCCAAUAUCCCGGACGGCCUGAAGACGACGACGACGACGACGACGACGACGGCCAACUCUGGGGGCGUUCCCGUUGUUCACAGCAGUGCCUACCGUGACCUGGACACGCUCUUUGCCGGACACCCACCAAAGAAGGACCAAAAGGGCAAGAUCGUGGUCGCAGGCGGACAGUUUUCUGGUGUUGAGAUCGCCGCUACCAUUGCCAGCCACUUGUCCUCGGCUGGGCAUGCUCCAGGCGCAGCGAUAGACACCAUACCUGCCGCUUCGGUGCACCACAUUAUCCAGCAGCCCUUCUGGGUGUUCCCGCUGCACACGUCGCCAGCCCCUGCGGCCAACGCUCCCCCGUUCCUCCCCUUCGAUCUGCCCUCGUACAACAUCCGCAAGCGUCCGCAGCCACUGGCCGACACGCAGGGCCAUAUCACCGCGGAGACGGCUCGGUUUGUUCACGGCCUCUUUGAGACGGCGCUCGGCACCGACCAGGCUGAGAUCCACCCGGCGCUCGCCAUUGCCAAAGACAGCACCGUGCGCGACGCACCGCCCAUGAUGGCCGUCAGCGAUACGUAUCUUGAACAUGUCCGUUCCGGCCGCAUCACACUGUCGACUGGCAAGCUGACUGCUGUCACGGACGCACAAGCCGUGGUUACGGACGUGUCUGAGUCGGAGAACGUGGACAACGUGGCCGCGGUUGUACUGGCCACGGGCUUCUCGGCCGCGACGUCGCUCGCAUUUUUUCCUGACAGUGUCAAGCAGGCGCUGCACUUCGAUGCAACCGACGCCCGUCAGAUCGUCGCGCUGGCCUUUAACGGCACAUACCACCCUGCUGUUGCCAACUUGGCCUUUGUGGGCUUCUAUCGCUCGCCCUACUGGGGUGUCAUGGAGAUGCAGGCACGUCUGGCCACUGCCCUCUUUGUGUCGGACGCAGCCUCUCCGUCACCGUCACAAGACGUCGCCUCCUGGGUCCCUGCCACGCCGCAAUGGCCACAGCUGGCCGCGGCACUGGCAGACGAUCGUUCCAUCGAGCGUACACUGUCGCUGCGUGCCGACCCGGAGCGUACAUCCCAGUUCCCCAUGGGCGACUACCUGUACCUGAUGCACACCUUCGGCGAGGCAUUGGGGAUUCCGCGGCGGGCAGCCGACCCAGCAGAUGCUGCUCUCCAGACCCGUGACGUCGCCCUGGACGUUGUGACACCAGCACACUAUUUCGACGGCGACGACGACCAGGGCGACGAGAACACUGGGGGUGAGCCGACGGUCGACAGCCUGGACACCGUCAAGGCCAUCGAACACACGGCCGCCACAGUCAAGGCUGGCCUGCACGAUACCCGUUUUGUCGCUCGUGCUGUGUUCCGCAGUCUGCAGGGCACGUGGAAGCUUGACCGCACACUCACAAGCCACCUGCCCAGCCACCCAAGCGGCCGCUUCGUCGGUACGGCGGAGUUCCGUCUGCGCCAGGGAACCAAGGACGGCAUGUCCGAGUCGGUAAAGCUCGGCGAGGAGGACGAAGACGAGUGCGAGUACCUGUACGUCGAGGAUGGCACCUUCACGGCUCUGAACGGACCCUCGUUCCAGGCGACGCGGCGCUACGUGUGGCGGUACAAUGCACGCGACGACCGUAUGAGUGUGUGGUUUGCGCGCACUGACGAGUCCUCGCGCGCCGACUACUUGUUCCAUGCGCUGGAGUUUUCGCCGUCGCCGUCGCGCAAGGGGUGGAAGGCCACGGCGGGCCAUCUCUGCAUCGACGAUUUUUACGAUGUGCACUAUGAGUUUGGCGUGUCUGGCGUCAACCUCACCAACUGGACGCUCGAGUAUGGGGUACGCGGCCCCAAGAAAGACUACACAAUCUUCGGAACGUAUCGGCGGUGA
Messenger RNA from Sporothrix schenckii 1099-18, 2367 nucleotides. RefSeq names its product pyridine nucleotide-disulfide oxidoreductase. The record is from RefSeq and is a predicted model, not a curated record. Bases 1 to 2367 code for a protein of 788 amino acids. NCBI's taxonomy places the organism in Eukaryota, Fungi, Ascomycota, Sordariomycetes, Ophiostomatales, Ophiostomataceae. The transcript is spliced from 2 exons.